UCGGUAGAGGAGGGGGCGGCUUUCAGGAUUGUGGCGGACCUGGGUCUUGGCCUCACUGAGCCGACUUAGUUUAACAAGAAAGUGAGGAGACGCCUUCGCGGCCGAGAUACAGGUUCCCCACUUAGGCUCUCGGAGGCGGAAUCUUGCGCACGGGGGGACGGACAGCUUUCCCACCCGAAAGGCGGGAAGGCAAAAGCAUCGGUGGGACCAACUGGGGGUCUCCGAAAAGGUAGCAAGCAGCAAGGCGUGCGGGGGGCGUGGGACGAAGGGAAGCCCGAGGUUCGGUUCGGGAGCUACGAAGCGUGGAGAGGAAGAGGGUAUCGCGGGGAGCGUGUUCCAAAGGAGUGAGGGGCUGAAGAGGGACAGUCGGACACGGUUCCGAUCAACAAUGACUCGCCCUGAAAGAGAGGAAAAACAAGGUGGGAAAAAGUGUUGGGAAACUGGGAAGGAGACAGCGAGGCGGGUGGGCGGGGGGGGGGAGGAUUCUGCGCAAGCCAAUGGGUGACGCUAGGCCGGAUGACGUCGCGGCCAAUGGCCAGGCAGCGCGGGACUUUCAAUUCUCGCCCCGCCCAAUCGGGAAAAGCCUGUGCCUAUAAAGACUGCCGCCGCGGGCCGGCCCCCGUUAGUCUCCCUGUCGCUGCGCUGGUAAGUUCGUGUUGGCUGGGCAUGGCCCGUACUAAGCAGACCGCCCGCAAGUCGACCGGCGGCAAGGCCCCGCGGAAGCAGCUGGCCACCAAGGCGGCCCGCAAGAGCGCGCCGGCCACGGGCGGCGUGAAGAAGCCGCACCGCUACCGGCCGGGCACCGUGGCCCUGCGGGAGAUCCGGCGCUACCAGAAGUCCACCGAGCUGCUGAUCCGCAAGCUGCCGUUCCAGCGGCUGGUGCGCGAGAUCGCGCAGGACUUCAAGACGGACCUUCGCUUCCAGAGCUCGGCCGUGAUGGCGCUGCAGGAGGCGAGCGAGGCCUACCUGGUGGGGCUGUUCGAAGACACCAACCUGUGCGCCAUCCACGCCAAGCGGGUGACCAUCAUGCCCAAGGACAUCCAGUUGGCCCGCCGCAUCCGCGGGGAGCGGGCUUAAAGGGCGCCCGCUCGGCUCGA
Molecule: messenger RNA, 1097 nt
Organism: Equus quagga
Lineage: Eukaryota; Metazoa; Chordata; Mammalia; Perissodactyla; Equidae
Product: histone H3
Cellular component (GO): nucleosome
Molecular function (GO): protein heterodimerization activity; DNA binding; structural constituent of chromatin
Source: RefSeq, a predicted model, not a curated record